GAAGGUCAGCUCUGAGUAGUAUGGAGAAAAAAAAAAGAUCCACGCUCGGCACAUAAUAAUAAAAGAUUAAGCCGAACGACUCCAUUUCCUUUUCCAUCAUUAUUAUAUAAACAAACCCUCAUCAUCCCAAUCUUUUCAUCAUUCUUCAAAUAGAUCAAGAACCCCUUUUCUUAAAUACACACCAUUGUUCAUUUUAUCAUCAUCCUUCUUGAUCAAAAUUCCUCCUUUCCCCUUUUCAUAUCCCAAUGGCAAACUUCAAUGCCAAGUUCCUCUUUUGCUUUGCUUUGAUUGCUCUUGCUGCUGUUCCAAGUCUUGCAGUUAUGUACGUAGUUGGAGAUUCUAAUGGUUGGGCUUCGGGAAUAAAUUAUGCCGACUGGGCAUCAGGGAAGAGCUUCAAAGUUGGAGACAAACUUUCGUUCAAUUAUGUUGGUGGAAGCCAUACAGUGGAUGAAGUAAGCUCAAGUGACUACAACUCAUGCGAUCCGGCGAAUCCCAUCUCAACUGACAACAACGGCCCCACCACAAUCACUCUCAAAACCGCCGGAACACAUUACUUCAUCUGCGGAAUACCCGGACACUGCAGUCUAGGGAUGAGGUUAUCCGUCACCGUGGCACCCGCCGGAGGAGCAGCAGCACCCGGAGGAUCCACCGCCGCUCCUGCACUGGCCGGAAACGGAGGCAGCAGCUCCAGGCUCCGGUACACCUGA
Molecule: messenger RNA, 707 nt
Organism: Oldenlandia corymbosa var. corymbosa
Lineage: Eukaryota; Viridiplantae; Streptophyta; Magnoliopsida; Gentianales; Rubiaceae
Source: the annotation of a GenBank genome assembly